Messenger RNA from Rubroshorea leprosula, 937 nucleotides. NCBI's taxonomy places the organism in Eukaryota, Viridiplantae, Streptophyta, Magnoliopsida, Malvales, Dipterocarpaceae. The record is from the annotation of a GenBank genome assembly.
GGAGGACCAACAUGGAAAAGAAAUCCGAUGGGGUUUGGCUCCCACAUUGUCCUUUGUACUGUUGCUACACAUAUCCCAAAACACCCGUGCCCUGUCCUUGCAUUGGACCCACACACACAUGACCCUUAUUCCCCCUCUUUCACUCACCUUUCUUCAUAAAUACCCCCAUUCUCCUCUCCAUUGCCAAUCGACACUUCAACCUCUGUUUUCCAUACCCACCCCAGCUAUCCCAGCUUCUUCCCCUGCUCAAAAAUGGCGAUCAGGAAAUCAUCCAAACUGCCCCAAACCGCAGUCCUCAAGCAGAUUCUCAAGAGAUGUUCGAGUCUGGGGAAGAAGCACGGCUAUGACGAGGACAGCCUCCCACUCGACGUCCCCAAAGGCCACUUCGCUGUCUAUGUCGGUGAAAACAGAACUAGAUACAUUGUCCCCAUCUCCUUCUUGACCCACCCGGAGUUCCAGUGCCUGCUCAGGCAAGCUGAGGAAGAGUUUGGUUUCGAUCACGAUAUGGGUCUCACCAUACCUUGUGAAGAAGUCGUUUUUCGCACCCUAACAUCCAUGCUCAGGUAAAAAGUUGAAGUCUUUGGUGCCGCACUGUGAAGCAGGGGAAGUUUGCUUUUGAGAAGAAAGACAUCACCACGAGAUGCAACUGCUUCUCUUUUUUUAACAUCUUUCUUUCUUGUACUCUUGAUCCCUGUUUUUUCUUUACUUUAUUCUAUUUUUAACCCAUUUGGGGUUUUUUAUGUUUAGUCCUUAGUGGCUCUAACUAGGAUACCCUGCAAAAAUUUUCAUUUUCUGGGAUGGAUUUGUAAAAAAAAAAAAAAAUGCUUGAUGUUUCCUCACAGAUGAGUGAAUUUUAUUUGUAACAUUUUGUGUGAGAGAAGUUGAUGUCAAGGAAGCAAUGGUAAUUACUAAUUAGCAACAAAAAUCUUUCUUUCUA